This is a messenger RNA of Monomorium pharaonis (pharaoh ant), 14114 nucleotides long. It is a transcript of the gene Dhc1, whose product is annotated as dynein heavy chain 5, axonemal. The coding region runs from base 1 to 14007 and encodes 4668 amino acids. Gene Ontology annotation, biological process: microtubule-based movement. Gene Ontology annotation, molecular function: dynein intermediate chain binding; ATP binding; dynein light intermediate chain binding. Gene Ontology annotation, cellular component: dynein complex. The transcript is spliced from 34 exons. NCBI's taxonomy places the organism in Eukaryota, Metazoa, Arthropoda, Insecta, Hymenoptera, Formicidae. The record is from RefSeq and is a predicted model, not a curated record.
AUGUUUGUACAAGGUCUCCAAAUCAAACAAAGAUCGGAUAAUUCCGAUCUUGGGGAAGACGGUAGCGACGAGGAAGGUCCUGAAGAUAUUCUCCAGAAACGACGGGAAGAAUGCGAGAGAAAAGCCAGACGAGGGGAGAUGGACCCCCGUUUGGAGUUUGCCUUUCAACUUUUAAUGGAUGCGACGCAGUUAUCGCGUCACGAAGUCAUGGACCACGUUUUCGAAGAUGACAUGUUGGACGAAAUUAAUCAAUUAUUUAUGCCGCACAUGAGAUCUGCUCUUGUUUGGUACUAUCAGGAAGUUGAGGAGUCAGAACCACCAAUUGAUACGGUGCAGCCAAAGACUGUAGCUUCUAGACCAGCCCCAAAUGCAACAACAUCAAAAGUAAAGGAACAAAAGGAACCAAAGGAACCACCUAAGAAAAAGCUUUUUUUAACUGAUGGCUGGCAAGUGCCUUGCACAGGCAUUUGUAUUUAUAUGUUCAGGAUCAAUGUAUCUAAACAAUUACCAGAAGAAGGAUUUCAAAAAGACCUUUAUACGGGUGUGAUAGAUACGAUGAAGGUAGGCGUAAUAACUUCUAUUCAAAGAAUUGUAGAGCAAGUAUUUAUGGAUGCUUUAGCACAUCCUGGUGCAGAAGGUGAAGACGAUUGUUCGAUGAUUAAGAGUCUCUUGUUACCAGGUUUGAGAUCUUUUUGCAGCGCUCUUAAAGUUUGCGAAAAGGUAGCGCUUGAUGCUGGUAUAUUCAGCGACGGUGAGCUAAUGAUGACGGAAGUGCACAACUUUGAAGAAGCGAAAGCUUUUAUAACAAAAGAAAAUGUUGUAGAACAAAUUGAAGAAAGAGUAAAACUCUGGAUUAAAAAACUCAAGGAUUUUAUGGCAGAAAGUAAGCAGGUUAAAAGGGAAAAUGAUGUCUCUGGACCACAGCAAGAACUUGAGUAUUGGAAACGACGGGGUGCACAAUUUAGUCAACUAGUCAAUCGUUUACAGGAUCACGAAAUCACUAUGUCACUUCUAUGUUUGCAAGUAGCACGUUCAAAGUUAAUUAAAGAUUGGGUUGACGCAGAAGAUGAAGUGACUUAUUGUUAUAAUGAAGCGAAGGAUAACGCGAAGUUUAUUCAAGCGCUAGAGAAGUGCUGUCAUUGCCUUUACCUCGAUGAUCCUGUAAAAAUGCGGGAUUCGCUGGUAUCACUAUUACAAACUGUUAGAUUAAUAUAUAGUGUCUCAAGAUAUUAUAAUACUUCAGAAAGGACAAGUUCGCUAAUGAUUAAAAUUACGAAUCAAAUGAUUGUUGCCUGUCGAGAUUACGUCACAGAAAGAGGUCGAGGAGUUAUUUGGGGCCAAGAUCGCGUAGCCGUUCGAUCGAGAUUAAAACACUGUUUACGUCUAAACAAAGCUUAUAGAGAAACAUACAGACUAGUUCGAUGUUCACCAGCAGUUACAGAACAAGAAUUUUCUUUUUCUGAAACACAUGUCUUUGGUCGAUUCGAUGCUUUCUGUGCUAGAAUUCGCAAAAUUCUCACCAUGUUUGAUCUUAUACAAGAUUAUCAGACUCUCUUUGAGAGACGAAUGGAAGGUUUACUCCUUGGAGAAGCAUUAGAAGAAGCUAUAAAAACCUUUGAAGAAGCUAAAAAGAUUGCGACUAGUAAGUCUUACGAUUAUCUCGAUCCAAGGAACACUGAUUUUGAUAUCGAUUAUGAUGAUUUUAUGGCAAAAACAAAUACAUUGAAAGAAAAUAUCGGUGAGAUUAUUGAAAAAAAUUAUUCCGAUGUAUGGGAAACACCACAGGGUAUACGAUUUCUAACACGAUUUGAAAAGGUCAGUGAAAAAAUACCGCUUACCAAAUUAGAGGAAAAAUAUAACAUAGUUGUGAAAUAUUGCGAUAAAGAGAUUGACCGAAUUUUAAAACUAUUCAAACGACAAAGAGACGAUCCUCCAUUGCCGAGACACAUGCCACCUAUAGCUGGACGAUUGACUUGGGCAAAUUCUUUAAAAGUACAUCUGGAUGAAUUGACAGCAUCCGUGUCAAAUCAUCCUGUUUUAAAAACGUUACCACUGACUGCUGACUUGGUGAAAAGGUAUAAUCACGCAAUUGCUAUUCUAAAACAAUAUCAGAACGAUAUUGCUGAGAUUUGGACGCAUCAGAAUUCUUGGGUUAUCGAGGACUGUUUAAAACGCCCGCUACUUACAGUCGACGAGAAAUCGGCGAAAGUGAAGGUCAAUCUCGAAAACCGAGUUAUUCUUCUAUUUCGUGAAGCGGAUUGUUUAGCAAAGAUAAAUUUGGAGAUCCCAAUUGUUGCACUAACAAUAUUGGCAAAAAAAGAUUAUUUUACUUUAGUCACGGAUUCGCUCCAACUUAUGAUCGAGGAAUUUGUUUGUACCGCAAAACGCGUUAAACUAGAAGUUCGUCCGUUAUUGUUACCACAUUUAGUUUGUAUUGCGUCUUUAUUGGAACCUGGUUUAACAACCUUGACCUGGACCAAGGCAAAUUGGAAAGAUUUUUGCCAAAAUACAAAAGAACAGAUCAAAACUUUUGAUAUUCUUAUCACAAGAGUUCAUGACGUUUAUGAUAAUAGGAUUUUGCAAGUGUUGACAAGUAUGCAAAAAGUAACUUUGCAUACUCUGCCCGAAUCUGAUCAACCAUGGGCAAUAGAGGAAUUUGUAGAAAAGAACGAAGAAAUAUGUAGGAUAGCAGCAAUAGAUUUACAUCGUAAAAGCACAAUGAUCGAAGAAGCGGUAGAAGAAGUAUUGCAGCUUGUUAGAAAGGCUACAGAUAGCUUCAAAAGCACUGUCGAUUCCAAUCAAUUUGAUUUUCUUACUACUGAAGGAGCGGAAGGACAGGAAGCUACAGAACAAACAGUUCAGCAAGAUUGGUCUGUAGUAUGGAAUUAUUUCGAUGAUCCUCAUCAAUUGUUAACAACACCUGGUUCUUUAUCCAAAAGUAUGCAAGAAAUGGUUCGAAACGCAGUAACCGAGAUGAGACGAUAUUAUUCCAGAAAAAUCGUGGAUGUGUUAAUAAAAGUCACCAGAAUAUCUUUAGAUGCAAUCAGAAAAAGAUUUAUUCGAGAACUUGAUUCAGAAGCAACUCCGAAUCCAAUAUUCUUAUUACAUGCAACACUGAUGAUUCCUGCAGUAACAGUCAAACCAAGUUUAGAUGAUGUUCAAGAAGCAUUGACAUCAGUUGGAAAAAUGAUUACGGGUGUCGCGAAAGGAGUUGCGCAAUGGAAUUCUAGAGGUAGUAAGAGCUUGUGGAAGAAUCUUCCCUAUACAUCUAAACGAAAUUUAGCCAAUAUUGUAUUGCAAGCACAAAGUGACGCCGCAAAACAAAAGCAGGAAGAACUGGAAGAUUCGAAAACUAGAAGGCGAAGACUUUAUAAAAUUCUCUCUGAAGAGAAACCUGUAUUUCCGGUUCAAGAAAAAAACUUCUACACAAUGGUUAUGGACAAUAAGGAAAUCAUUAAACUUCUCGGCAUGUUAAGCAGUUGUACAAUGGAAUUGCGACAAGACUUGACAGAAUUUCUUGAUCGUUGGAAGCCUUAUAAAUUUCUGUGGAAAAAUGAUCGCAAUAUGCGAGAAUUGCUACAAAUCUCUUUGUCAGAAUUCGAAACUAUUCUUCGUAAACACAGUGAACUCGAAGAUCGAUUAGCUACCGAGCCAGAUAUGAUCAUAUUCGGUACAUCGAUUGCUGUAUCAACAGAAAAGCUGAAAUAUGGUGUUUAUACAGAAAUUAAAGGUUGCACACAUAAAAUAGGUCAAGCAAUGAAGAAAAAAUAUCGUCGCGAAAUGGAAUACGUUUAUGCGCUAAUAAACGAAAUGGAUCGUAAAUUAGAUCAUCAAAUUCGCGAUUUGGAUGACGUACGUCUUAUUAUGGACACUUUGAAAAAAAUUCGCGAGCAAGAGGUUGAUAUGGAACUCAAAAUUGAUCCCAUCGAAGAAGCUUUCAAUAUAGUUACAAGAUACGAAGUACCUGUGGAUCAGGAAUGCUUGGAACAGGUGGAUAAUUUGAGAGAUACCUGGCAAAAUCUGUUGGCACGAGCGCAAGGGAGUCAUGUCUUGCUACUGAAUUUACAACCGCAAUUCGAAAACGAUUUAAAAAAUAAUCUUGAGAAAUUCCGUGCCGACAAUGAAAUGUAUUGCGAAGAGUACAGAUCGUCCGGACCGAUGCAGCCAGGUUUGAGUCCCCGUGACGCUUCAGAUAGACAAAUAUUGUUUCAGAACAGAUUUGAUGGCAUGUGGCGAAAGCUACAAACCUACCAAAGCGGUGAAGAGCUUUUUGGUUUGCCUAUCACAGAUUAUCCAGAACUUUCACAAAUCAGAAAGGAGUUGAAUUUACUGCAGAAAUUGUAUAAACUUUACAAUGACGUCAUUGACAGAGUCAGUAGCUAUUACGAUAUUCCAUGGGGCGAGGUUAAUAUCGAAGAAAUAAACAAUGAAUUGAUGGAGUUUCAAAAUCGUUGUCGCAAAUUGCCAAAAGGAUUAAAGGAAUGGCCAGCAUUCUUUGCACUUAAGAAGACAAUCGACGACUUUAACGAUAUGUGUCCCCUUCUCGAGCUGAUGGCAAACAAAGCAAUGAAACCGCGUCAUUGGCAGAGAAUUGUAGAAGUCACAGGGUAUUUGUUCGAUUUGGAGAGUGAAGGUUUCUGUCUUAAAAAUAUUCUUGAAGCGCCACUACUAAAGAACAAAGAAGACAUCGAAGAUAUUUGUAUAUCAGCUAUGAAGGAGAAGGAUAUUGAAGCGAAAUUGAGGACAGUAGUAAACGAAUGGUCAUCUCAUGAAUUGACUUUUAUGACGUUUAAUAACAGAGGGGAAUUGUUGCUGAGGGGAGAUACAACAGCAGAGACUAUCAGUCAACUGGAAGAUAGCUUGAUGGUUCUUGGCUCACUUAUGUCAAACCGCUACAAUGCGCCCUUUAGAAAGCAGAUACAACAGUGGCUUUCUGAUUUAUCUAACACGAAUGAAAUCCUCGAAAGAUGGUUACUUGUGCAAAACAUGUGGGUUUAUCUCGAGGCGGUGUUCGUGGGUGGCGAUAUUGCGAAACAAUUACCAAAAGAAGCUAAAAGAUUCAGCAAAAUCGACAAAAGCUGGCAAAAGAUCAUGCAACGUGCUCACGAAACACCAGGAGUUGUACCUUGUUGCGUAGGCGAUGAUUUGCUGAAGCAGCUUCUACCACAUUUACAGGAGCAAUUAGAAUUAUGUCAAAAAUCUCUAAGUGGAUAUUUAGAGAAGAAACGCAUGAUGUUUCCAAGAUUUUUCUUCGUUUCUGACCCUGCACUCUUGGAGAUACUUGGACAAGCGUCCGAUUCUCAUACUAUACAAAAUCACUUACUUUCUAUAUUCGAUAACACACGCUACGUAAAAUUUCAUGACAUUGAAUACAAUAAAAUGACAGCCAUUGUUUCAUCAGAAGGUGAAACUAUACAGCUUGAGAAAGCAGUAAGAGCAGAAGGUUCCGUGGAAACAUGGUUGAUGCAAUUGUUACAAACAUCGCAACUUUCUUUACAUUCUAUUAUCCGUCAAUGCUACAGCAUGAUUAAUGACGCAAACUUCAAUUUAUUGAGCUUUCUUGACAAAAUGCCUGCUCAAAUAGGUUUGCUAGGCAUUCAAAUGAUUUGGACGCGAGAUGGCGAACUAGCCUUAGCUCAAGCUCGCGCCGAUAAAAAAAUUAUGGUCGAAACCAACAAUAAGUUUCUUGAUCUUUUAAAUACGUUAAUCGAUCAAACCACAAGAGAUCUUACUAAAAUAGAACGAAUUAAAUUCGAAACAUUAAUUACUAUACACGUGCACCAACGUGAUAUUUUUGAUAUUUUGUGUCGUUUGAAUGUACGAUCCGUGAAUGAUUUUGAAUGGUUAAAGCAAUGCAGGUUUUAUUUUAAAGAAGAUCUAGACAAAACAUCCAUAUGCAUAACGGAUGUUCAUUUUACCUACCAAAAUGAAUACUUGGGAUGUACCGAGCGAUUGGUUAUUACGCCAUUAACCGAUAGAUGUUACAUUACAUUAGCGCAAGCUCUGUCAAUGUCGAUGGGAGGAUCCCCGUGCGGUCCGGCAGGAACCGGAAAAACCGAAACUGUAAAAGACAUGGGAAAAACUUUGGCAAAGUAUGUCGUAGUUUUCAAUUGCUCCGAUCAAAUGGAUUAUCGAGGAUUAGGUCGCAUUUAUAAAGGAUUGGCACAAAGCGGCUCAUGGGGCUGUUUCGAUGAAUUUAACAGAAUUGAAUUGCCAGUUUUGUCUGUUGCCGCACAACAAGUCGCUGUAGUACUUGCAGCAAAAAAAGAAAAAAAGAAACAGUUUGUCUUCACAGAUGGAGAUCAAGUUGAUAUGUGUCCAGAACUUGGAAUAUUUAUUACUAUGAAUCCUGGGUAUGCAGGACGAAAAGAAUUGCCAGAGAAUCUAAAAAUACAAUUUCGCACAGUAGCUAUGAUGGUACCUGAUCGUCAGAUUAUCAUACGUGUAAAGUUAGCUAGUUGUGGAUUUCUAGAGAAUAUUACUCUUGCUCGUAAAUUUUAUACUCUUUAUAAAUUAUGCGAAGAGCAAUUGACCAAACAGGUUCACUACGAUUUCGGUCUGCGAAAUAUAUUGUCCGUGUUAAGAACCUUAGGAGCGGCGAAGAGAGUCAAUUCCAAGGACACGGAAAGUACAAUCGUCAUGCGAGUUCUAAGAGACAUGAAUCUGUCGAAACUCAUAGAUGAGGAUGAACCACUCUUUAUAUCUCUCGUAGCUGAUUUAUUUCCCAAUCAAGUCCUGGAGAAAACUUCAUAUCCUGAAUUGGAAACAGCUAUUAAUGAACAAGUAGAGCAAGCUGGACUAAUUUAUCAUUCGCCAUGGGUACUAAAAUUAAUACAAUUAUAUGAAACGCAAAGAGUGAGACACGGUAUCAUGACGUUAGGUCCAACCGGCGCGGGCAAGACUACUUGUAUACAUAUCUUAAUGAAAGCAUUAACGCAAUGUGGCAAUUCCCAUAGAGAAAUGAGAAUGAAUCCUAAAAGUAUAACAGCCGCUCAAAUGUUCGGUCGUUUAGAUGUAGCUACGAAUGAUUGGACAGAUGGAAUUUUCUCAGCUUUAUGGCGUAAAACAUUAAAAUUAAAGCAGGGUGAACACAUAUGGCUAGUACUUGAUGGUCCCGUUGACAGUAUUUGGAUAGAAAAUUUAAAUUCUGUAUUGGAUGAUAAUAAAACUUUGACUUUAGCUAAUGGUGACAGAUUAUCGAUGGCACCAACGUGUAAAAUUAUUUUUGAGCCGCACAACAUUGAUAAUGCUAGUCCUGCAACUGUUUCGCGAAACGGAAUGGUGUACAUGAGCUCCUCAGGAUUGGAUUGGAAUCCAGUUGUUACUGCUUGGCUAAAAUCACGAUCGUCAUUGGAGCAAGAAGUUCUCGAAAAAUUAUUUACAGAUUCUUUCGCACAGAUCUAUUCAUGGAGCACUCAAACGUUAGUGCUUGCUAUUGAUGUCUUGCAAUGUAAUAUAGUAAGACAAAUGCUUUGUCUGCUAGAAGGCUUAAUACCUCCUGAAGUAGAAGUAGAAGAAACCGAGGAUGAAGAUAUGGAGAAAGAUAAACCUAUUCCUAUAACGGCAGAAUAUUUAACACGUCUUUACGUUUUUGCGUUAGUGUGGGGUAUAGGAGCAUUGUUAGAAACUGCCGACAGACAAAAGUACGACAGGUAUCUUCGAGAAAACUUCGAUACCUUGGAUCUUCCAACUUCUGAUAGGUAUUUGGAUGCUACGGUAUUUGACUUUUUCGUCACUGAUAAAGGCAUAUGGGAUACAUGGACAAGUAUUGUGACCAAUUACGUUUAUCCGGAAUACUCAACACCUGACUACAGUAAUGUUUUAAUACCUAUACCAGAUAAUGUAAGGAUUCAAUAUUUGAUUGAUUUAAUUGGUCGUCAGGAUAAAGCUGUGUUACUAAUAGGCGAGCAAGGUUCUGCUAAAACUGUCAUGAUGAAAUCAUAUAUGAAGAAAGCAAAUCCAGAUACAACUUUGAAUCGCUCUUUCAAUUUUAGCUCUGCAACUAGUCCAUAUCAGUUUCAAAAAACCAUUGAGAGUUACGUAGAAAAGCGUUUAGGAAAUACAUUCGGACCACCAGGUGGCAAAAAAAUGUUAAUCUUUAUUGAUGAUGUAAAUUUGCCUCAAAUCAAUGAAUGGGGUGAUCAAGUGACCAACGAGAUUGUUCGGCAAACUAUGGACAUGAAGGGAUUUUACUCUUUGGAGAAACCUGGUGACUUUACCGCUAUUGUUGAUGUUACUUUCUUAGCGGCCAUGUGCCAGCCCGGAGGCGGAAGAAACGACAUUCCCUCAAGACUCAAGAGACAAUUUUGUAUUUUUAAUUGUACUUUGCCUGACAACGCAUCAAUCGAUCGAAUCUUUAGCGUCUUAGGCGAAGGACAUUACAAUGUUAAAAGAGGAUUCUCACAAACAGUGCGUCAGCUGGUUAAGAAAAUGAUUCCCUUGACUAGAAUACUGUGGGAGAGAACACGGGCGAAGCUGUUACCAACACCUGCGAAGUUUCAUUAUGUAUUUAACCUUCGAGAUCUCUCGAGAAUCUGGCAAGGUAUGGUCGGUACAUUGUCAACGGUCAUUGAUAAGGAAAGCGUACUGAUGUUGCUUUGGAAGCAUGAAUGUACACGAGUGUUCAGCGAUAGACUUACGAUACAAAGCGACAAAGAUUGGUUUGAUGAAGAAUUAAUUCGCGUUGUAGCCGAUAUUUUAGGAGAGAAAUAUAUAAAUAUGCUGGAUCAAAAUCCUACAUUCGUCGAUUUCAUGAGAGAUGCUCCAGAACCAACCGGCGAAGAAGGUGAAGAUGCAGACGUAGAACUUCCCAAGGUAUACGAACCUGUUUAUGAUGCUCAAGUAUUAAGAGAGAGACUAGACAUGUUUCUGGCACAGUUCAACGAAAUGCAAAGAGGUGCUGGAAUGGAUCUAGUAUUUUUCCCUGACGCUAUGCUGCAUCUAGUAAAGAUAUCUAGAGUCAUUAGACAUCCAAAAGGCAAUGUGAUGUUAGUAGGUGUCGGCGGUUCUGGCAAACAAAGUCUUACAAGGUUAUCAUCUUUUAUUGCCGGAUACAAAACGUUUCAAAUUACUUUGACUAGGUCUUAUAACAUAGCCAACUUCUUAGAAGAUCUAAGAUUUCUGUAUCGCACUUGUGGUGCUCAAGGCAAGGGUACAACGUUUAUCUUCACUGACCUUGAUAUUAAAGAGGAAGGCUUUCUCGAAUAUUUAAAUAAUAUUCUGAGUUCAGGAGUUAUUAGCAACUUAUUUACACGUGACGAACAAGCGGAAAUUAUCUCGGAAUUAACACCUAUUUUAAAACGAGAAAAUCCUAAAAAAACUCUUAAUAACGAAUUGGUGAUGGAUUUCUUUUUGCAAAGAACUUGUCAAAAUUUACAUGUUGUUUUUUGCUUCUCUCCUGUGGGUGAAAAGUUCCGGAAUCGCGCUCAGCGAUUUCCAGCACUCAUUUCAGGUUGCACUAUAGAUUGGUUCCAACCUUGGCCUAAGGAUGCUUUAAUUUUGGUUGCUAAACAUUUUCUACAUGAUUUUGAAAUCGCUUGUACUAACGAUGUAAAGACUGAAUUGGUGAAUGCAUUAGGAUCCAUACAAGACAUUGUUUCGGAAACAUCUAUAGAAUAUUUCCAAAGAUUUCGACGUGCCACUCAUGUAACUCCAAAGUCUUAUUUAAAUUUCAUCGGUGGAUACAAAAAUAUCUACCGAUCUAAGCAACAUGAACUUGGUGAAGGAGCUAAAAGAAUGGAUACAGGUUUAGCAAAACUCGAGGAAGCAUCAAUAUCAGUUGAGAUCCUAAAGAGAGACUUGGCCGUAAUGGAGCAGGAACUAGUUCAGGCUUCCGAGAAAGCUGAAACGGUACUUUUAGAGGUGACAGAAAGAGCAAUGCAAGCUGAAGCUUUUAAGAAUCAGGUACAAAAGGUAAAGGAAAAAGCGGAACAAUUAGUAGCUUGUAUAGCUGAUGAAAAAGCGCUGGCUGAACAAAAGUUAGAAGCUGCGAAACCAGCAUUAGAAGAAGCGGAAGCUGCUCUAAAUACUAUUAAACCUGCCCACAUAGCAACAGUAAGAAAGCUAGGUAGACCACCUCAUCUAAUAAUGAGAAUUAUGGAUUGUGUAUUAAUUUUGUUUCAACGUAAAAUUGGAUCAGUUGUACCUGACACAGCUGCACCGUGCCCCAAACCUUCAUGGGCAGAAUCUUUGAAACUCCUGGCCAGUACAACGUUUUUAUUACAAUUACAAAAUUAUCCAAAAGAUAUAAUAAAUAAUGAGAUGGUUGAGCUAUUGCAACCUUACUUUAAAAUGGAAGAUUACAAUAUGGAAACAGCCAGGCGUGUAUGCGGUGAUGUUGCUGGUUUAUUAUCGUGGACUAAAGCUAUGGCAUUUUUCCAUUCCGUCAAUAAAGAAGUUCUUCCUUUAAAAGCUAAUUUAGCACUGCAAGAAGCACGAUUAAAACUCGCAAUGGAGGAUUUGGCAAAUGCUGAGAGAGAAUUAUCGGAAAGAGAAUUGGCUUUACAGAUGGUUAAAGAACAGUAUGAUACCGCGGUAGCAGAGAAGCAAAGAUUAACAGAGGCUGCGAAUGUAUGUCUGAGAAAAAUGACAGCUGCAACUGCUUUGAUAAAUGGAUUAGGUGGCGAAAAGAUUCGUUGGACUGAGCAAAGUAGAGAAUUUAAGAUUCAACUGGGACAAUUAGUCGGAGACGUUUUGUUGGCAACUGGAUUUUUAUCGUACUGUGGACCUUAUAAUCAGCAAUAUCGAGCUAGCUUGGUGACUGCGUGGAUGAAUAUACUAACCACCAAAUCUAUACCUUUUACUAAAAAUUUAAAUAUAACGAAUAUGCUCGUUGACACAGCAACAACGUCAGAAUGGACUCUUCAAGGAUUACCGAAUGACGAGUUAUCCGUACAAAAUGCACUCAUAGUUACGAAAUCGUCAUCUUAUCCGCUUCUUGUGGAUCCUCAAAAUCAGGGAAAGAUGUGGAUUAAGAAUAAAGAAAGCACAAAUGAGUUGCAGAUUACUUCAUUAAAUCAUAAAUAUUUCCGAACUCAUCUUGAGGACAGUCUUUCGUUAGGCAGACCAUUGCUAAUCGAGGAUGUUGCAGAAGAACUCGAUCCAGUACUCGAUAACGUACUUGAAAAGAACUUCAUUAAAUCAGGAUCUAUUGAGAAGGUUAUCGUUGGAGAUAAAGAAUGUGAUGUAAUGCCAGGAUUUAUGUUAUAUAUCACUACUAAACUGCCAAACCCAGCAUACAGUCCAGAAAUAUCCGCGAAGACAUCGAUUAUUGACUUUACCGUGACAAUGUUAGGUUUAGAAGAUCAGUUAUUAGGUCGAGUAAUACUUAUGGAGAAAGCUGAUUUGGAAGCGGAAAGAGUCGCUUUAUUCGAAUCAGUUAUGACUAAUCAGCGUUCGAUGAAGGAACUUGAAAGUACAUUACUACACAGACUUACAUCUUCAGAGGGUUCUUUGGUAGAUGAUGAAGCAUUAAUAACUGUUCUUCGAGAAACCAAAACUACGGCUGAAUCAGUAAAUGAAAAAUUGCAAGUAUCCGCUCUUACUGAGAAAAAAAUCACCUUAGCACGCGAAGAAUUUCGUGCAGUUGCGUCAAGAGGAUCUAUUUUGUAUUUUUUGAUAGUUGAAAUGAGCAAUGUUAAUGUAAUGUAUCAAAAUUCGUUGAGACAAUUUUUGACAAUCUUUGAUAAUUCAAUUACAAAAUCUACGAAGAGUUCUAUAACUUCCGAACGAAUAAACAUUAUUCUACGCCAUCUCACGUACGAGGUUUGGGCGUUUACUCUGAGAAGUCUUUACGAAAGGCAUAAAUCUUUAUUCACAUUGAUGCUAGGUAUGAAAAUAGAUUGUCAUAAAGGCACAAUUUCCCAUGCAGAAUUCAAUGCCUUCAUAAAAGGUGGAGCGUCCUUGGAUCUUAAUGCAGUAACACCAAAACCGUUCAAAUGGAUACUCGAUAUAACAUGGUUAAAUUUAGUCGAAAUAAGUAGACUAAAAGUAUUCUCGGAUAUACUAACAAAAAUUGAAUUCAGUGAAAGAGACUGGAGGGUAUGGUACGAAAAAGAGAAGCCAGAGGAGGAAGAUUUACCCUGCGGCUAUCAAAAAAGUCUUGAUGUGUUUCGGAAAUUAUUGCUCAUCAGAUCGUGGAGUCCUGAUAGAACUUUAUCCCAGGCGAGAAAGUAUAUUACUGAAUCAUUGGGUAAACAAUAUGGGGAAGCUAAAAUAUUAGAUUUAGAAGCAACGUGGUUAGAAUCUGAACCUAGGACACCACUAAUAUGCUUAUUAUCUAUAGGAUCUGAUCCGAGUCCUCAAAUUACAGCAUUAGCUAAACAAAAAACGAUUCCAUUAAAUUCAGUGUCUAUGGGACAAGGUCAAGAACUCCAUGCUCGAAGAAUGAUUAGUGAAGCCAUGAGUACGGGUGGCUGGGUUCUGUUACAAAAUAUUCAUUUAUCAUUGCCUUUCUGUACGGAAGUAAUGGAUGCUCUUGUUGAAACAGAAACUAUUCAUGAAGCGUUCCGAUUAUGGAUGACGACUGAAGUACAUUCUCAAUUUCCCAUCGGUUUACUACAGAUGGCAAUUAAAUUUACAAAUGAACCACCUCAAGGUAUAAGAGCUAGUUUGAAGAGAACUUAUCAAGCAGUGACUCAAGAUACAUUAGAUUACAGUACUCAAUCACAAUGGCCACCUUUGUUAUAUGCUGUUGCAUUUUUACACACUGUAGUACAAGAAAGAAGAAAAUUCGGACCCUUAGGCUGGAAUGUACCUUAUGAAUUUAAUCAAGCAGAUUUUGCAGCAUCAGUUCAAUUUGUACAGAAUCACUUAGAUGAUAUGGAUCCUAAAAAGGGUGUUUCUUGGCCAACAAUCUGUUAUAUGCUUGGAGAGGUCCAAUAUGGUGGUAGAGUUACAGACGAUUUUGACAAACGUUUAUUAACUACUUUCACACAUGUCUGGUUUUGCGAUGUAUUGUUACGACCCGGCUUUGAAUUUUAUCGGGGCUAUAGAGUACCCCAGACAAGAAAUCUUCAGGGAUAUUUAGACUACAUCGAUAGUUUACCUGCGACCGACACACCGGAAGUUUUCGGGCUACAUCCAAACGCCGAUAUUACUUAUCAGAUCAAUACAGCAAAAGGAAUACUAGAUACGAUUCUUAAUGUACAGCCAAAAGAAGGUGGUGCACAGGGGAGUGAAACUAGAGAGAAUGUCGUGUAUAAAUUAGCCAAUGAUAUGCUGUCUAAAUUACCCAAGCAGUACAAUUCCUUUGAAGUAAAAGAAGCGCUUCAAAAAAUGGGCCCAUUGUUACCAAUGAACAUUUUUUUGAGACAAGAAAUAGAUCGAAUUUCGCGAGUCAUAAAGGAAGUACGAAGUACUUUAACGGAUUUGAAGCUGGCUAUUGAAGGUACUAUAAUAAUGAGUCAAGGUUUGCGAAAAUCAUUAGAUGCGAUGUAUGAUGCACGCAUCCCAGACAAAUGGUUGAAAAUAUCUUGGGAAUCAGCAACUUUAGGUUUCUGGUAUACGGAACUCUUAGAAAGAGAUCAUCAGUUUAGACAAUGGUGCGUAAAUGGUCGUCCAAAAGUAUUUUGGAUGACUGGAUUUUUUAAUCCUCAGGGAUUUUUAACGGCAAUGAGACAGGAAGUAACCAGGGCACAUAAAGGAUGGGCAUUAGAUUCCGUAGUUUUACAAAACGUAAUUACACGUUACAAUAAAGAAGAUAUUAAAAAUCAGCCCCAGGAAGGAGUUUACGUCCAUGGGUUGUUUCUAGAAGGCGCAUCGCUUGAUCGAAAAGCCGGCAAACUCGUCGAAAGUAGACCAAAAGUUCUUUACGAACAAAUGCCAGUUAUUUAUAUUUUCGCAAUAAAUACCACUGCCGGUAAAGAUCCGAAAUUAUAUGAAUGUCCUAUAUAUAGAAAACCUCAAAGAACAGAUGCAAAAUAUGUGGGUUCUAUCGAUUUUGAAACUGAUUAUAAUCCCCGGCAUUGGACACUUCGAGGUGUAGCCUUGUUAUGUGAUAUUAAAUAAAAAAUUAAAUAUGCGUAUAAUUAAAGAUGAUUAAUUUAUAUAAUUUAAAAUUAUAUUUUAGUUAAUAUGUGGUAUAAUACUUAAAUUUCAUGCAUUAUUUGUAUUUA